Molecule: messenger RNA, 779 nt
Organism: Microtus ochrogaster (prairie vole)
Lineage: Eukaryota; Metazoa; Chordata; Mammalia; Rodentia; Cricetidae
Gene: Borcs7
Product: BLOC-1 related complex subunit 7
Cellular component (GO): BORC complex
Source: RefSeq, a predicted model, not a curated record
CGUCCGGCUGCGGCGUUCGCGGGUGAGACGAUGGCGACUGGGACGCCGGAUUCGCAAGCACGAUUUGGUCAGUCAGUGAAGGGGCUUCUCACCGAGAAGGUGAACACCUGCGGGACCGACGUGAUCGCGCUCACCAAGCAGGUGCUGAAAGGCUCGCGGAGCUCGGAGCUGCUGGGUCAGGCUGCUCGAAACAUGGUUCUACAGGAAGAUGCCAUCUUGCACUCAGAAGAUAGUUUAAGGAAAAUGGCAAUAAUAACAACACAUCUUCAGUACCAACAAGAAGCUAUUCAGAAGAAUGUUGAACAGUCACCUGACCUGCAGGACCAGUUGAGUCAUUUACUGAAGUAGCACGCUAGAACAGGAAUUGGCUUCUUUGCCUGAUGCUGAGGAGGACCUCCCUUACAUAGUCAUCACGCUGUGUGCUUGGUUUCCAUUUUCAUCUCCAAAAAUUCAUCUAGAAGAGACUUGUGAAGAGGAGCCAAGUGACUGAACUUGGAAUCACUUCUUUUGGUUUUUUGAGACAGGGUUUCUCUGUGUAACCUGCCUUUUCUGGAACUCACUUUGUAGGCCAGGCUGGUCUGGAACUCAGAGAUUCGUCGGCCUCUGCCUCCCAAGUGCUGGGAUUAAAGGCAUGUGCCACUACCAUCUGGCCUUGGAAUCACUUCUUAAAUUGGAUUAACCCAUACUCUUAUCAGAUAUUUAAGUUGUGUUUAAUUUCAUAUUAAAAUAGAAUUAAUAAAUUCAGUCAUUAGCACUGAAAAUAAAAGAAACUUUAACUU